AUGGGGAACUAUAGACUUGUUAGCCUGACUAAUCUUAUCCGCAAGGCCGUGGAGCGAAUCAUCAUGGACCUUAACAAAGAUACAGAAGGCAAUGGGAAGUACUUUUCUGUAAAGAAACUGAUUUCUUUUCUUUUCUUUUAUUCCAAUACAGUUCUGUUCGACAACCCCAAAACAACAGUUAAUGUUCCUCUUACUUGUGGUGGAGGAAGUGGAAUUGUUCAGAGCACAGCAUUGCUUGUUCUGAGGUCUGACAAAGCAAAGCUACAAGAUGAAGUUAAGCAUCUUAAUAAGGAGAAUGAACGUCUAACAAGAAUUGCACAUCAACUUAAAGCUGAUUGUAGUAAAUGGAAGGAAAGAGCCUAUAAGCUUAAGGAGAGCAGAUCAACUCAUACUUUGUCAAGCAGUUACACCUCACAUGACCGAGUGCCUAUGUCUCCAAGAAGAGACCAAGAGACUGUGACUCCUAAGGAAUUGGUCCCCUUUUCUCAUAAUGGACAUUCCUCAGAAGAAACACCUACCUUCCAAUCACCCAAAAGUAAAAUAUUUGAUUCAAAUCCCGAAUCUCUAGCCAGGAGUGGUCCCACCAAGUUUUUUGAUAACAGUGCACUUGGCAAUAUUCCAGCUUUAAGUCCUGAAAAUGAGAGAAAAGGUGAUAUCGGGCAGUGGUUUGAAAAAGGCAAGGCAAAUAAUGAAUGCAAGACUCAAUAAUCAUUUGCAAGAAGAUUUCACAAGAAUUCAUCAUUUCCUGUAUACGUGUCCUGUUAUAGGCUUUUCUGUCAGUGAAUCAUGACUGAAACAUGAAUUAAAUCAAAUGGGUUCUAUUCAGCAACUUUUUUUUUAUAUUACCUGCUAGGUAAGGGUCCCACAUUCCCCAAGCAGGGGCUUUAAGUACACCUCACAAACUAAUGGAAAUUGCUCUGGGUUUGCAAAAUAAGUUUUCAAUUAAACUUUCUCAUCAGAUUGAGGCUGUGUCUGAAAAGCAAGACAUCUAAGUAAACCUGCACCAUUCCUGUCUGUGGCACCCUUCCCCAACUCAGGGUCACUUGUAGUGGUCAUCUUCAAGAUGGAUUUGACACUUAAGCUCUCUGCAGAUGUAUAGAAAUUCAGCUAAGAUCUCAUCAAGGUGUUUUUGUCUGCUGAUUUACACGCAA
Protopterus annectens (West African lungfish) is the source of this 1151-nucleotide messenger RNA. Its product is annotated as centromere-associated protein E-like. The coding region runs from base 1 to 708 and encodes 235 amino acids. Lineage: Eukaryota; Metazoa; Chordata; Ceratodontiformes; Protopteridae. The transcript is spliced from 4 exons. The record is from RefSeq and is a predicted model, not a curated record.